Puntigrus tetrazona (Sumatra barb) is the source of this 3094-nucleotide messenger RNA. RefSeq names its product sulfotransferase family 1, cytosolic sulfotransferase 4 (gene sult1st4). The transcript is spliced from 8 exons. Gene Ontology annotation, cellular component: cytoplasm. The coding region runs from base 402 to 1310 and encodes 302 amino acids. The record is from RefSeq and is a predicted model, not a curated record. Gene Ontology annotation, molecular function: sulfotransferase activity. Gene Ontology annotation, biological process: sulfation. NCBI's taxonomy places the organism in Eukaryota, Metazoa, Chordata, Actinopteri, Cypriniformes, Cyprinidae.
GUUAAAAAGUUCUUAAGAAGUCAAGGGUCACAAGCCCACCUAAAGCAAACACUGCUUGCUGUAAUGGUGAGGUCAAACUAAAUGUUUUCAAUAACUGUAAAUUGUUAACACAGCUUUCGAGGAGAUGUCCCCUCAGUAAAGGCAAAGUGCACGCAUCCAGUUUUAUCUAGUUGAACAAAGAUAAUACAACAGCCAGUUAUAGUGACAUAUUACAUGAAAAUCCACUUUUCAUUCCUGUGGGAAGGGUUGUUUGACAUUGAUUAAAACGUUUAAGGCUGAGAAAACAGAGAAAAGGGUUGGGAUACACUGUGGAGCGACAGACACUUAAUGCACUUGAGGAGCACAAGAGAGAAAUACAGGAUUAAAACAAGGUUUUCAAAAAGAAUUUACAAGACUUCAUCAUGAUGGAAAUCCCUGACAUGACUUCAAAGAAACUGCCUUGUCGGCCAGAGAUGAUUGAUUUUGAAGGUAUCUCUAUGACUCACUUUUUCACUGACAACUGGGAAAAAGUGAAAGAUUUUCAAGCAAGACCUGAUGACAUACUAAUCGCCACAUAUCCCAAAGCAGGUACUACAUGGGUUUCUUAUAUACUGGACCUGCUAUAUUUAGGUAAUGAUGAUCCAGAGCGUCAGAGCUCCCAGCCUAUCUAUGUGAGAAUCCCAUUCCUAGAGUCAUGCUUUCAAGAGUUCUCCACAGGAACAGAAAUGGCAGAUAAUCUGACCAGCUCUCCUCGUCUCAUCAAAACACAUUUACCUGUGCAGCUAGUACCUAAGUCCUUCUGGGAGCAGAACUCAAAGAUUGUGUAUGUAGCACGUAAUGCAAAAGACAAUGCUGUUUCCUAUUUUCAUUUUGAUCGAAUGAACAUGGUACAGCCUGAACCAGGGGACUGGAACCACUUCCUACAGAAGUUUAUGAAAGGAAAAAAUGUGUUUGGUCCUUGGUACGACCAUGUCAGUGGAUGGUGGGAGAAAAAACAGGCAUAUUCUAACCUACUGUACUUGUUCUAUGAGGAUUUGGUUGAGGACACUGGACGUGAGGUGGAGCAUUUGUGUUCCUUCUUGGGUUUAUCCACUUCAGUUAAAGAGAGGGAAAACAUAACAAAAGGGGUUCAGUUUGAUGCCAUGAAACAAAACAAGAUGAUCAACCAUGCCACAAUCCCUUUCAUGGACUUCAAGAUCUCACACUUCAUGCGAAAAGGUAAAGUUGGAGACUGGAAAGGUCACUUCACUGUAGCACAAAAUGAACAGUUUGAUGAGGUCUACAAACAGAAGAUGAAGAACACCACUCUCAAAUUUCGCACUGAGAUUUAAUAUUUGAGUUCUAGAUAUUUGGCUAUAAAUUAGAAUGUGAAUCUGAAAUUGACAAUGACCUAAACCUUGAGUUUUAAUUGAAUUAUACCUCAGCUUUAAUCAGUGAUGCACGAUAAUGGUGCACAUGUAUCCAGUAUCGGGAAAAAAGAUGAGAUCGGGAAAGAUCUUUUGCAAGUGGUAAAAAGUGCCAAAAUGUACCGUCUGUGUCAAAAUCCUCUACAACGGUUAGCCUUUUGCAUCUCCACAGUGAAAAUACAUUUUCUGACUGGCCAGACGGAAAUGUAUGAUUUUCAGAAAUGGGGCAGGCGCACUGAAAGACAAUGUUCAAAUACAAUAUUCCAAGCAGUUCUUAUUUGAUUUAAAAUUCAAAUGGAGCUGAGCACAACAAAAUUCUUGCACUUUCCUAUAAAGAUGCAGAAUUAGAAAAAAAGAACAACUGCAAGGGAACCAUUUUGAUAACUUGUUCAGCUUCCAAAUACAGCCACUUAGGAGACAUGCUAGUCCCAUUAUGCUAGUCGUCCUCGGCACCAACAUGGUAGCCCUGGCAUCAGCAGCCAAGAAAUAAUACAGAACAACCGGUAGUGCUAGACCUGCACAUGGGCCCAAGACGUUCUGUGUGCCCUAUAUUCCCUUAUAAAUUGCAAAAUAACAAAAAAUAAUUUUUAGCACUCUAUUCACUAACUGCUUGUUUUUUUAAACAACAAGUUUCUCUAUUAUUAUUGUAUUUUUUAUUCAUUAAUAAAAGCAAAAAGGCCUCUAACACUCACAUUCUUUUUAUAUUAUAUCUAUUUUAUUUUUAUUUAUUAUAUACUUUUUUUUAAAACUGAAGCUGACUGAGAAUUGUCAUACCACUUCCAUUGCUCUUUUGUUGAUUUUGACUGCUUCCAUUGUCCUCAUUUGUAAGUCGUUGGAUAAAGGCAUCUGCUAAAUGACUAAAUGUAAAUGUAAUUCUCCACUUGUCAACAGCUUCAGUGAAAAUACAAUUCUCAGUAAUUCUGAACAAUGAUGAACUAACUGAGCAUACAGUCCUCCACCUAAAGGCAUGAGUGCACUCUUCUCCUAGUUCACAAAAGAGCCAGAGAAAGAGCCAAAAGUGAUUCCAUUAGAGCCGUAGGAGGACCAUGGAUACAGACGUCUGGUGCAUAAGUACAAAAGUAAAUUGUCUGUGUAUAAAAGAAGCCUGAGGUAGAGGUUUAUCACGAGCGUGAUACGUCUCUGAAAUCAGGAUGAUUGCAAACUAAACCAAAUGACAAUGGGCUUAAACAGCCCUUCCAGGUUGAAGAUAGAAUAAAGCAAGAAAUAUCUGAAUGAGUAAGUAUUGCCAACUUCUUGCACCUAACAUUCAUUACAUGCAUUCCUCAGUAGACUGUCUUAUUGUUAUAAUUCUUUAUUGUGAUGAUCUCCCAACAGACGUCCUACUGACUAUAGGUAGCUUCUCAAGAACAACUGAACUUAUUCUAAGCCUAACCCUAGCAGUCUACUAAUUACUAACAAUCUCACGAAAGUUAGCUGGCAUUUAGGUGCAAAGUUACUUUUGUCAACAUAAUGUUCAUAAGGGACCAUCAAAAUAAACUGAAACCUACAAAGUAAAUAAACCUUUUUUUCCAGCAGUACCAUCUAAUUCAGACUGAAAGCAACACACGUGUCAGAAUCCUUGAAUAACUUUUGUUAUGAAAUGAAAGUCAAAAGAAUGACUAAUAUUAAAUCAAAUUUACAACAAUGGAACUUUGCAUUAAAGUUGAACAAUAUCUAAAAAUAAUAUUAAAACUAUGUCUGGUGCUAUA